Molecule: messenger RNA, 2343 nt
Organism: Postia placenta MAD-698-R-SB12
Lineage: Eukaryota; Fungi; Basidiomycota; Agaricomycetes; Polyporales; Adustoporiaceae
Exons: 13
Coding region: 1-2343 (780 amino acids)
Biological process (GO): ribosomal small subunit export from nucleus; endonucleolytic cleavage to generate mature 5'-end of SSU-rRNA from (SSU-rRNA, 5.8S rRNA, LSU-rRNA); endonucleolytic cleavage in 5'-ETS of tricistronic rRNA transcript (SSU-rRNA, 5.8S rRNA, LSU-rRNA)
Cellular component (GO): nucleolus; 90S preribosome; preribosome, small subunit precursor
Molecular function (GO): RNA binding
Source: RefSeq, a predicted model, not a curated record
AUGCCCAGAGAAAACAGGAAGCGCGGAAAAAAGCAUAAAAAACAGGCAGACGACAAUGCCGUCCACGAGCAGCACGAAGAGCACUUACAAGCGGACGCAGAACCCCAUGCCGGACCAUCCUGGAUCGUCUCCGCACCUGAUAGGCCCGAAGCCAAUCUAGAGGCCCCCUUCGGAUAUGUAGAUGCAGAAGUCAAAGCGUACUUCAGAACAGUUGACCUGCAAAUUCGCGAAUGGCAGGAGCAAGGGAUGAACACGGUAGAGCAGCAGGAUGAGGACAACGAUCCCAAUGAAGAUCGUAGGCUCUUCUUUGUUGCUGCCCUUACGGAGAUGUCUGGGAAGGAGAAGCAACUUGCUACAGAUCCUGACUGUUCCACCGUACUCGAGCGAAUGUCAUAUUCUAUGGACGACUUUGUACGCAGAGUAUUCAUCGAUAGGCUCACCGGGUCGUUUGAGCAGUUGAGCAGACAUCGGUUUGCAUCACAUGUCUGCCAGACGCUGUUUACCGUCGCCAGUGACACUGUUGCUCGCGAGUGUCGAGGAAUCAUGCCUUCCGCGCCGGAGUCGUCCGAGGACGGCGAAUUGAGGACAUUGACGCAGCUCGUUCUCGAUGUCUCUGAGGAACUCCUGCCAAGUCUACCAUCGUUGGUCAUGGAUCCAUUUGCGUCGCAUGUCGUUCGUGCAUUCCUUCUCCUUCUGGCACCCGACUGCCUCCCAGCCGAGGAUGGGCACGGUUCUUCAGUCCGCUCCAAGCGAAGCGCAGCAUACAAGGUCAAACAAGGGUCCAUGAAAUCUGUGUUCUCUGAGGUUGGACAUCCUGAACAUACUGUCAAGCGGACACCACAGACAUUCCAUCAUAUUGCGAAGAAACUUGUGCAGAUCCUUCGGGAAAAGCUUGAUGACAACGAAGUACGAGCACUGGCGGCUGACAAAGUCGCCAGUCCCGUAUUACAGAUGUUGGUCGAGGUGGAGGCUGGACUUUCCAUGGCGGAUGAACCUGGCUCGCUAAUGGACCGAGCACUGGUUGGACUGAUUACAAUGUCUCAUGAGGACCCGACCGCAACUCCUGAGGCAUCCGACUACUUGAGUACACUUCUACGCGACCCAACUGCUUCGCAUCUACUCGAGACCCUCGUGCGCCGUGCACCCGAGGAAGUGUUCAGUAUCCUCUGGGUAACGUACUUCCAAGGCAAGCUAUCGAAGCUCGCUGUGCAUCCAGUAGCGAACUUUGUCGUCUCGAAGGCUCUUGAGCGCGCGAAUCCCGAGCAGCUAAAUCAAGUGUGUGAGGAGCUGAACGAGAUCUUCGGGAAGAUUAUUAAGCAUGCUCGUACUGGAGUUCUCCGUGCCUUGAUUGAUAGGGCUGCUGCUCUUCACGCUCAUGAAGCGCAAGUAGCUAAGGCUGUCAUGAUCGCGUUUGACCUGUCAGAAAACGACGACAAGUCAUUAGUUAUUCCAUGCAUCAUGCGACUAUUGACCCCUGCGGAUUACAAAACAGCCGCCGACUCAAAGGGCGACCAACCCAACACAUCUGGAGACAGCCAGUCGAGAAGGUGGGGACGUCAUCAAGCUGUUGACGAUCCUCUAGAGCCGAAGGUACAAGGCGCUAUACUUCUGCAGUCAAUGCUACGUCUAGCUGCUCCUCAUAAUGAGGUGGUUUUGGAGAGCAUCCAAGCCAUGGAGAUGGACGCGUUGCUUGCGGUUGCGCACCAUCCCAUAAGUUCGCGCGUACUGGACGUCGCACUCGAGUCAUCAACAGUCCCGGCGAAAUUCAAGCGAAAGUUCAUCCUCACCUUCCUCGGGCACUACCACGAGCUCGUCGACGACCGGAUAGGCAGCCGAGUGGGCGAACGGUGUUGGGCCCAUGCCGAUCCAUAUCUGAAGGAGAAGAUCGCACGUUCGCUGUUCGCCCACGAGCAUGCGCUGGCUGGCUCACGCUACGGCAAGUUCUUUGCCAGGAGCGUCAACCUGCACCUCCUGCAGCGCAAUCCGGAUCAGUGGAGAGACCAGCAGUCAGCCGCCAAGGACAAUGGUGCGGGAACACAGCCUGGGAAACAGAUGCAGAUGAACGGCACCAAGCAGCCUGCCAAGCGCAGACGCAAAGAGGCACCUGAGGAUGAGAUCGACGUCCUCUUCGGUGAAAGGCUAGGCAAGAAGGUCAAGAAAGGAGAGCUCAAACCCAAGGACGAGAAGAGUGUGAAGUCCGAGAAGGGCGACGAGGUACAUGACGAACGGGGAAAGGCCGCAAAAGUGGAUACCGCCGACAAGGAUCUAAAAGACGUUCUUGGUGCCAUACGGGCAGCGCCCAAAGACGACGGGGCUCAUCGCAAGAAAAAGCGUGCGCGCUGA